AUGCCUGAAACAGAGGCCGACUCUGUGAUACCUGCGCAGCUAUCUUAUCUCGCCAUCUACAACCCAACUUUGGGCCCCACGGACGAGACAUUAGAGGACCAGAUCGUGUUCUACACCUCGAGAUCGGGCAAUCUACAAGAAACGAAUGAUGCGACGGCCGAGGAAGAUGGCAGCAAACUUUCUGGGGAUGACAUGAAUCGGAAGCUGCGCCAGAUAGGCCUGGCGCAGGGGAUGGUGAGCUUUGCCAGUAAUUUCUCCUCUGGCAAACCACUCGAGUACAUCGAAACUGAUAAGGCGCGGGUCAUCGUGCUCGAACUGGAGAAGGAUUGGUGGAUAGUUGCCUCUAUCGACCUCACCCGGUUACCCGCCGAUCUAACUCAAACUUCGUCGACCGAUAAAUCAAGUCCCCCCUCAUAUCAGUAUUCAGCGAGAGAAAUGGGGCCACCGCAGCUACUCAUUCAACAAUUGCGCCGCGCACACUCCAUAUUCCUACUUCUCCACGAUUUCACUAUGACCGAGCUCUACAAUCGUGUUGGACGAUCCUCGUUCUGUCUCUUCCUAGACCGGUUCUGGGAAAAGUUUACAUUGAAUUGGGAACUGCUCUUGUCUGGAAACCCGAUUGUGGAUAUGUAUAACGGCAUCAAACUUGCCGCAGGAGGAGAACUGGGCAUUGGUGUCGGAGAGGAAGAAUGGGGUAGUGGUGAAAGAGAAGUCCUUGAAGACUUUAUCACCCGAACAGAUGGCCUGCUGGACUUGGUUGUCUCGAGAUUUGGUGAUCUGCCCGGACAAGCUGGGGGGUCACCACCGACCACUAUGGGCGACAGUGAGAAUGCAUGGUUAGGUUCAGACUCUGAUCCUCGGCCAGCUGAUGGUGUAGUCUUUUCCGGCGCUGGCGCUGUGGAUCGACGGUCCCUGGCUCAGUUAUCCCACUGGAUGGAAUGGAUAUACCGAUACGGCGACGCGGCGUAUGGAAUCGGGCGGGAUCCGACCUCACUACGCCGACGAAAGCCUCGCAGAAAACGAGCACGAGCUCCCAGCCAACCUAUCACGCCGGAAAGAACACGUACCCCAGGGAUACCUCGGCCCCUUAUCAUGGCAAUGCCACAACCGCCUCCAGAUGUCCAGAAAGAGAACAGUCCUGAAAAGGGAACCGGAAACUCGCCGUCCAGCAAUGAUCAGCUGGCCGACAAGUCAGCGUUCGGAACGGACACAGUCAUGAAAUACCUCACUCUAGGAUAUGGUUCUGCGUGGAGCUUUUCUAACAAAUCAGCACCCACGUCGACGGCAUCCUCACCACCUCCUGAGAGCUCUUCGGCACAGCCAGGACAACCCACUGCUGGGAAACCACAAAAUAGUGGAUCUUCUUCAACCGAUGUACGCACUCCGCCAGCUCCGAAGCUCCCAAUGGAUGGACCUCGGACUGAGACAAAAAUCAAUGUCCCUGGCCGCUUCGUACUAGGGCCACGCGAUGAUCUAGACAGGUUGGAUGACAUCGAAGAAGGAAGCCCAGAGCCGGAAUCAGAUGCUGGACGGCCUAGGAGCCGCAUAGUCCAUCGAUCAGUUCACGUACGAUUAGCAGACUCUUCAGGCGAGAGUAUGAAGAAGCUCCAAGCAGUAAUCUACGUGCAUCAACCAUUUAUGUUCACUUUUCUCUUCGACCCAGACACCCCGGCUCUAUCAUCUCCCGCACUAUACUCCAGCAUCCAUCACCAACUAGGCCCCCUUCAAAAACCACUUCUAUCAUCAACGUCGCUUACAACAGCCGCCUCUCGCAUCUUCACGUCCGAAACGACCGGCGAUCCAAGCAAACGCUUCUCAACACGCAGCCAACCCGUCUACGACAUAGUAUACGACCCAUCAAACCUAACAAUCCGCUCCUCAAUCCCCAACAUCCCUUGCCUCGGAACUCCCACCCGUCCAAACGAGACCUCCCAAGCCCAGAGAACUCCAUCACCCUCUCCAUCCCAAACCCCAAACACACCAUCAUGGUCACGCGUCGAGAGCAUAGCAAUCCACCAGCGCCUCCUCUCCACAUACAUCGACACCCGCCCCCGACCCCAAGAACUAGAACGCACCUGCAAAACCAGCCGCGGGUGGUGGAUCGUCUGGGUCCGCAUUCCAGUCCCCAGCACACAAAGUCACCGGUCACACGCCCUCUCAUCUGCAUCUUCCUCCACCGCGCUCUCCUCCAUGACUGAGGACAAUCAAAUUCCAGUCCCCUCAUCCCUGGUUCCAGAGCUUAUUCCUGAACCGCAAGAAGCGUUCAUCGUGCGUAAGGCGAGUGACUACGUUUCUUCGUCGGGCCAUGCCCGUAUGAGCAGUGGAGCGAGGUUCUUCCGUGAUCUGGGCGGUGCAUCGUCAUCGAAACUUGCUGCUUCGAGGGCUGAUACUACUCCGUCGAAGUUAGUGGAGGGGUUGGGGAUGGAUGCGAGGCGGUAUAUUGAGGGGCUUUUGAACUUGAAUAGGUGA
Molecule: messenger RNA, 2469 nt
Organism: Penicillium subrubescens
Lineage: Eukaryota; Fungi; Ascomycota; Eurotiomycetes; Eurotiales; Aspergillaceae
Exons: 4
Coding region: 1-2469 (822 amino acids)
Biological process (GO): vesicle-mediated transport
Cellular component (GO): Mon1-Ccz1 complex; intracellular membrane-bounded organelle
Source: RefSeq, a predicted model, not a curated record